UUGACCCACAAUUUUCUGCACUCACUCCACAAACAUAUAUAAGAGCCGCAAAUACUAAUUCCAUUAUCAUCAUCUUCUUGCAAACACAUUCUAUUAUAUAUGCAACCAAAUCAAUAAACCCCAUCAAAUUUUCUUGAAAUAUUAAAUAUGGUGAAACCCACUAAAUCUUCUGAUUUAUCAUCAUCUUCUUUAUGUGUAUCUUCAUCAUCUUCUUCUUCUUCGUCAUCUUCUUCGUCAAUAAAGUACAAAGGAGUGCGUAAGAGAAAGUGGGGAAAAUGGGUUUCUGAAGUUAGACUACCCAACAGUAGAGAAAGAAUAUGGUUGGGUUCUUAUGAUACAGCAGAAAAAGCUGCCCGGGCAUUUGACGCCGCGCAAUUUUGCUUGCGCGGCGACAUUGCAAAGUUCAAUUUCCCGGAUAAUCCCCCGGAAAUUGCUGACGCAAGGUCAAUGAGUGCUGCCCAAAUACAGGCGGCGGCUGCCCGGUUUGCCAACUCGGAUCCGGAGCCCCGGGAAAGCAUUUCGGGUCACAUAGAUAAUUCGGAUCUUUCUUCUUUAUCUUGUUCGUCUUCUGAAUUGUUGGACGUAGAGUUGCCAUCUAAAAACAAGCUAUUUACCUUUAGAAAAUGUCAAUAA
Molecule: messenger RNA, 633 nt
Organism: Lycium ferocissimum
Lineage: Eukaryota; Viridiplantae; Streptophyta; Magnoliopsida; Solanales; Solanaceae
Product: ethylene-responsive transcription factor ERF017-like
Exons: 1
Coding region: 148-633 (161 amino acids)
Biological process (GO): regulation of DNA-templated transcription
Molecular function (GO): DNA binding; DNA-binding transcription factor activity
Source: RefSeq, a predicted model, not a curated record